This is a messenger RNA of Phodopus roborovskii (desert hamster), 1794 nucleotides long. It is a transcript of the gene Il7, whose product is annotated as interleukin 7. Gene Ontology annotation, biological process: immune response. Bases 433 to 963 code for a protein of 176 amino acids. Gene Ontology annotation, cellular component: extracellular region. NCBI's taxonomy places the organism in Eukaryota, Metazoa, Chordata, Mammalia, Rodentia, Cricetidae. Gene Ontology annotation, molecular function: interleukin-7 receptor binding; growth factor activity. The transcript has 5 exons. The record is from RefSeq and is a predicted model, not a curated record.
CCGGUGGUUUUAGCUUCAGUCUACCAGAGUUGCCAAAGCGGUUAGAAGUCGUUUGGAAAGCCUUUUAGGCGAAUCUCUCUGAUCCAGAAAGCCAGCUGGUUUCUCCUGAGGUGCUUUUGAAAUUUGCCCGCGACCACUGAUCCUGGCCCAGGUGCAUGGGGAAGACGCUAAGGGUAUAAACUCAAACAUUGAACCUGAAGACAGCGCAAAGUAGAAACUGAAACUACCCUGGCUGCUCUGCGGGCAGAGCCUACGGAAGUCAUGCUGGCAAAGCCACAGCCUCUGGCCAGCCGGUGAUGCAUGCGGCCCCUCCUGGGAUGGAUGGACUAGGCGCGACGUGGGCGAGAGGAGCCAGCUGCCCGGACUGCCCUGCCCAGCACCGGCGUGCGGCCACUCGGCGGAUGUCCGGGGUCCUGGGCGUGAUUAUGGGUGAUGAGAGCUCGCUCCUGCUUCAGUUCCAGUCAUCAUGACUACACCCACCUCCCGCAGACCAUGUUCCAUGUUUCUUUCAGAUAUAUCUUUGGAAUUCCUCCCCUGAUCCUUGCUCUGUUGCCUGUCACAUCAUCUGACUGCCACAUUAAAGAUAAAGAAGGUAAAGCAUAUGAGAGUGUGCUGAUGAUCAGCAUCGAUGAAUUGGACAAAAUGACAGGAGCUGUUAGCAAUUGCCCAAAUAAUGAACCAAACUUUUUUAAAAAACAUCCAUGUGAUGAUGCAAAGGAAGCUGCCUUUCUAAAUCGUGCUGCUCGCAAGCUGAAGCAAUUUCUUAAAAUGAAUAUCAGCGAAGAAUUCAAUGUCCACUUGCUAACCGUUUCCCAAGGCACGCAGACGCUGGUGAACUGCACAAACAAGGAAGAAAGGAAUUUAAAGGAACAGAAGAAGAAUGAUCCAUGUUUCCUAAAGAGACUACUAAGAGAGAUAAAAACUUGCUGGAAUAAAAUUCUGAAGGGCAGUAUACAAACAUAGGACAUGUAUUUGCAACCUCCAAAUAUCUACCACUUUAUACAUUUUGAGGAGUUGAAAUCCUCCCAGAAGUUGUUGGAUACCUCCUGAUCAAAUGACCAGAGCAACUGGGAAAAACCACACAAUAAGGUACUAGAAAUGGACACGAAUAACACAACUCACUGCUGAAGUAAGAAUUAUACGUGUGGACAGUUAUGAGCCGUACUGACGUAAAGCAAUCAUGUCACCUGCAAUACUUUUCGACUCUUUCUACAUAUUUCAGAAGAUACCAAAUCCACAGCAAUAAAGCCUACACGGAUUCAAUGUCACCAUUGUUUUAUUAGCCUACUGUGCCUACUGUGAAUCUUCUAAAGAGUGAAACUGUCAUUUCGUAAGCUGGAGAUGAUGGGGGCUCACAGAGAUGGAUAUCGCUCGUGAAAACGAGUCGUAUCCCAAAGCAAUGGCAGCGAAACAAGCUUAAGGCGUAAAAGACAGAUAACAAGUAAUGUAGUUCAACAUGAAUGUAUAACGCACAUCUUCAGUAAAGAGCAUAGCACAUCUUUAUCUUUAAAUAAAAGAACUUUUAAAGAUAGAAAUUCACUUAGUCCAAAGAUUAGUAUCCAGCCACUUUUGCCAUUUAUGUAUACUAAAGCUUGUAUAGCUGAAUUUUCAAUUUGGGAAGUAUAUUUUUAAGAUAAUAAUAUAUGUUAGACUUUUAAUUAAUGUAUAUAUUUAAUUUUGACAUUAUCUAUAUAUAAACUAUUUUCAUACAAUACUGCCAGUCGCCUACUUUGAAUAGUUUCUCUUUUUAAAAUAAACGACCUAUGUGUUGACACUGUCAAGCUCAUUAAGAAU